GCAGUCAACUGCUUGGAUCGGCAUGUUCAGAAGUCCCCAGAGAGCGUUGCUUUGAUCUGGGAGCGAGACGAACCCGGAACGGAAGUGAGGAUCACCUACAGGGAACUGUUGGAGACCACGUGCCGCCUGGCCAACACAUUGAAGAGGCAUGGAGUUCGUCGAGGGGACCGUGUGGCCAUCUACAUGCCUGUGUCCCCACAGGUCGUGGCUGCAAUGCUUGCCUGUGCCAGGAUCGGGGCUGUCCACAAUGUCAUCUUUGCUGGCUUCAGUGCACAGUCCUUGGCUGGGAGGGUCAAUGAUGCAAAGUGCAAGGUGGUUAUCACCGUCAACCAAGGACUGAGGGGAGGACGCGUGUUGGAGCUGAAGAAGAUAGUGGAUGAAGCCAUGAAGCACUGCCCAACGGUCCAGCAUGUCCUGGUGGCUCACAGGACGGAAAACAAGGUCCCCAUGGGGAAGCUGGAUGUCCCCCUGGAGGAGGCCAUGGCCAAGGAGGACCCUGUGUGUGCCCCAGAGAGCAUGGGCAGCGAGGACAUGCUCUUCCUGCUAUACACCUCCGGGAGCACCGGGAAGCCCAAGGGGCUCGUGCACACCCAGGCGGGCUACCUGCUGUUUGCCGCCAUGACGCACAAGCAUGUGUUUGACCACCGGCCGGGAGACAUCUUCGGCUGCGUGGCCGACAUUGGCUGGAUCACCGGGCACAGCUACGUGUUAUAUGGGCCCCUCUGCAAUGGAGCGACCAGUGUCCUUUUUGAGAGCACUCCAGUUUACCCUGACCCUGGUCGGUAUUGGGAAGUGGUGCAGAGGUUGAAGAUCAAUCAGUUCUAUGGAGCCCCAACGGCUUUCCGGCUGUUGAUAAAAUAUGGCGACACCUGGGUGAAGAAGUAUGACCGCUCGUCCCUGCGGACUCUGGGGUCAGUGGGAGAACCAAUCAACCGUGAGGCCUGGGAUUGGCUCCACGAAGUGGUGGGGGACAGCAAAUGCACGCUGGUGGACACCUGGUGGCAGACAGAGACGGGCGGCAUCUGCAUCGCACCACGGCCCUCGGAAGAAGGGGCGGAAAUCCUCCCUGCCAUGGCGAUGAGGCCCUUCUUUGGCAUUAUGCCCGUUCUCAUGGAUGACAAGGGGAACGUUUUGGAGGGCAACAAUGUCUCCGGGGCUCUGUGCCUCUCACAAGCCUGGCCGGGCCUGGCCAGGACCAUCUACGGAAACCACCAGAGGUUCCUAGAGACCUAUUUCAAGAUUUACCCAGGCUACUACUUCACUGGAGACGGAGCUCUCCGAACCGAGGGAGGCCAUUACCAGAUCACGGGGCGGAUGGACGACGUCAUCAACAUCAGUGGCCACAGGCUGGGCACUGCGGAGGUCGAGGAUGCGAUGGCGAGCCACCCUGAAGUGCCUGAGACCGCUGUCAUUGGCUACCCCCACGACAUCAAAGGAGAAGCUGCAUUUGCCUUCAUUGUAUUGAAAGAUAGCGUAAGUGAUACGGAUGCAGUGGUGAAUGAGCUCAGGUCCACAGUGGCCACCAAGAUUGCCAAGUAUGCUGUGCCCGAUGAGAUUCUGAUAGUGAAACGUCUUCCAAAAACUCGGUCUGGAAAAGUCAUGCGGAGGCUCCUGAGGAAGAUCAUCACGGGCAAAGCUCAGGAUCUGGGGGACACCACCACCCUGGAGGACCCCAGCAUCAUCUCAGAAAUACUGAGUGCCUACCAGAAGCACCAAGACAAGAAGGCAGCUCGCCAGUGAUGGGCUGUGACCAAGACCCAGCGCCCAAGCCCCUAACUUGUCCUAGGACAUGGCUGUCAGUUGGCUUGUUUUUAUUUGUCCCAGAGAAGUGCCCUCCCAGCACAUAACCCACACCGCCCCUCAUGGAAAGUCCGUGCUAAAACCCCUUCCCCUUUGUGUUGGAGAACCCAUGCGACGAUUCUAUAAAAUUGGUUAGAGUCUGUUCUCCUUGUCCUGAAUUUGGUUUCCUUGAAUGAGAAGUCCCUGUUGUGUCUGUUUCUGUGUCGCGCCAGACUGCACAGGAGGGUGAAAAACCCGGUAGAUUGUGCCUGCUCAGGUGACUGAGAAGUAGAAGCAGGCAGGUUUUUUUCCAGAUGUUUCUAGAUAUAAAAGGUGGAUGUGUUAUUUUUGCACUUUUAUAUUUUGGAAGCAUAACAUGCAAACAACAUGGGGAAUGUGUGGGUUUGCUUGUACAUGCUCUUUGUAACAUCUAGAGUUCUGAAGAUCUUGUCUGCCUUUGCCCGGGGGCAAACAUGGAGAGGGACGGGGUGCACUUGUAAUGAUGGUUGGCCAUAGCUGGAAAUCUGAAUUGGAAGUGUUUGUACCUCAGUAUAAACAGCUCUCGUGAGAAUGCUUGAGCCUGCAGCAUCCUUUCUUUGGUAUAAAGUUCCACUUCUCUUGGUUUGUGUACAAAUGAAACUCAACUUGUAAAGUGGUGGCAUGGAUGUGCUCCCCUUUUAGUUCUAAAGCUGCUCCAGUCACACGUCCUGUUUCUCCAAGCUGUGAUCUGGGAAGAUUUCCCUCUCCCCACCUUGGAUACCUCUUGGUAGGAGGUCAACAUGCUCCAAAUUUGUGGGGUGGUUCAGGGAAGCCAGUUAAAACUCCGGUAACCGAGAGCAUGAAUUCGGCUAGAACUCUGCCGAAUUCAUUCUGUCGUUGGGGCAUAAGAACCAUAGAGGCCCAGGGAUGAGGGCUGGAGCCCUGAAUCAAGUUUCUCUCUCUCAAUGUGCCUUACGUCCCCUCAGGUUAGCAUGAUGAUGUAAAUCAUCAAGUCAGAAAGUGUCUGUUUAUUAGCCAAGCAUACCAGGGACGAUGGUGUGGAGUACAGGGGACGGUAGCCUGCUGAGGACAGGGAAAGGUUAUCCUUGUCGUUACCUCACAGUCCAUAGUACCUUGCACCUGUGUAGGUGUUUAAGGAGUGUAUGGGGUACUGGAUACUUACUGUGGGCUGUAGCUGUGCUGGCCUCUGGGGUGGAUUAGGCAAGUACACCUGUGACACCAAUGGAGUGGCCAUUGGCUAUAGCACACAGAUAUGCCGAGUGACGGUCUGUUGUCACAGUGCUUAGCCACAGAGAACCAUGCACCUGAACCUGUCACAUGUGUGGUGCACUCAGAAGACUGUAGUUAUGGUGCACUUUAUGAAAUGGCUCAGAUGUAAGCUUGCACAGUGCCCAGGGCCUCAGAGUGAUCUGCAGGGCAGCUCUAAUAAAGCUUUAUUUUGUUCAUUC
This is a messenger RNA of Myotis davidii, 3227 nucleotides long. It is a transcript of the gene ACSS1, whose product is annotated as acyl-CoA synthetase short-chain family member 1. Gene Ontology annotation, cellular component: mitochondrion. The annotation marks the transcript as partial. Gene Ontology annotation, molecular function: acetyl-CoA synthetase activity; AMP binding. Lineage: Eukaryota; Metazoa; Chordata; Mammalia; Chiroptera; Vespertilionidae. The transcript has 13 exons. The record is from RefSeq and is a predicted model, not a curated record.